CUCUUCUCUCACCCUUCCCUGCUCAUCAGUACAUAUAUAUAUAGUCAUCCCACUCUCUCGUUCUUGUGUGCCCACAACAUAUCGUCCGAAAGCGAAAAAGCCAUCUCUCCUCCACACGUUCUUCGAUUCCCCCAACGGCGGAAAACCACGAAAAAGAAACGACCGCAUCUCACUUGCAGGAUAACAUCGUCAAUGGAGUUGGAAUCGUGUGUGCCGCCUGGGUUUAGGUUCCAUCCAACGGAGGAAGAACUUGUAGGCUACUACCUCAGCAGAAAGGUCAACUCCAUCAAGAUGGAUAUAGAUGUAAUAGCUGAGCUUGAUCUCUACAAGAUGGAACCUUGGGACAUCGAAGGUAGGUGCAAGCUAGGGUACGAGGAGCAGAGCGAGUGGUACUUCUUCAGUCACAAGGACAAGAAAUACCCGACCGGAACCCGCACCAACCGGGCCACCGCGGUGGGGUUCUGGAAGGCCACGGGGAGGGACAAGGCUGUGCUCUCGAAGAACAAGAUCAUAGGGAUGAGGAAGACCCUGGUUUACUAUCGGGGCCGCGCUCCCAAUGGACGGAAGUCCGAUUGGAUCAUGCAUGAAUAUCGCCUCCAGACCUCUGAACAUGCACCACCUCAGGAUGAAGGAUGGGUCGUGUGCCGAGCAUUCAAGAAGCCUUGCCCCAACCAUAGACAAGGGUUCGAGGCAUGGAACCAUGCUUACUACGUUCGAGACUACAAUAAUCCUCGGCCUCCCCCUUCAAUAAUCCCCGACACAAGCCAAGCCGUCUCUUUCAGCCGGCACCAAUUCGCUCCCUGUCAAGAGCCCGUCGCAAAUCAUCAACCCCUCUGGGACAGUCAGCUCAGUGAGCUUCCGCAGCUCGAUAGCCCGACUCUCUCGACGAGCUUAACAACAACUAACAACUACUUGUCGACCCAGGAAGAGUACGACGACGGGAGGAGCAAGAACGUUAACGACGACAGUGCCCAGUUCAUCAAUGAGUGGACGAGCUUGGAUAGCUUGCUCACAUCGCACGUGAGCAACAGCGGCAGCAGCUACGCUUUGAGGCUGACUGAGCCGAGCACGCACAUGCGGUCGAGCUCUCUCGAUUUCGUUCGCGAAACCGAGAGCCAGGUCGGCCAUUUCCUAGGGUGCUUCCCUGACUCCUAGCAAGGACUCAUCUCAUUUCUUCCCCACUUUACCAAUCCGAUACUAAGGUAGCCAUGCAUUACAAUAAUCUGCUUUCAAACUGAACAUUGCAUGUCGUCUGUCAUAUAAAAGGUUUCUUCAAGAUCUUCCCCUGUUUAUCAAGCUGAUUAUAUGUACAGACAGUUCUUCUUAUUUGACUGCUUCUCAACUCUUAGUCACUGUAAAAUGGCAUUGAAUGAUAAUAGCCAUCUUCAUUACAUUUAACCGCCGAGGGUUUCUUACUAUAUUGUUUCACAUUUGUUGUUGUGGGCUUCAUAUUGUGUUCUUCUUCAUGGAAUCCUGAUGCAUCCUGUUGACAACCCCGGGCUUGUAACAGGAAUUGGCCCUCCUGUCAUUUGCC
Messenger RNA from Rhodamnia argentea, 1534 nucleotides. Its product is annotated as NAC domain-containing protein 30. Bases 193 to 1155 code for a protein of 320 amino acids. The record is from RefSeq and is a predicted model, not a curated record. NCBI's taxonomy places the organism in Eukaryota, Viridiplantae, Streptophyta, Magnoliopsida, Myrtales, Myrtaceae. The transcript has 4 exons. Gene Ontology annotation, molecular function: DNA binding. Gene Ontology annotation, biological process: regulation of DNA-templated transcription.